AGUAUACAAGAAUAUUCCUUCUUUAAUUUUUUUUUAUACAUAGGUUAAAGUUUCAGCAAAUUGAAGUGAAAGCUUCGUAAACGAAGUUCAUUUAUUCGAAACAAAAUGUUCCGUCGUCAAAAAGUAAAUAAAAAGCUCAGCGCAGAUGAGCUAAAAUCAAAACUAUAUGCUCAUUUUGAUAAAAGUGGCUCUUUGAACCAAUUACGUACUCAAAUUAGAAGUCAGCUCGCUUCCGAACUUUUUAAGAUGGCACCAACAUCAACCGUAGCUUCAGAACAUAAUAAAACUGUUGAUCUUGGCAGUUCUCUGUUGCCCCUCCAGGUUUGCAAUUGGCUUGUAUAUGACCACUUAAUAAGACAAGGUUACCAAUAUACUUUAUCCACAUUUGUCAGUGAAACAAAUUUGCCUUAUCCUGAGAAACUCCUAGCUGUUGGUGACAUAUUAGCUCUUGUCGGUUUAGACAACAACUCUUCAGAAUAUAAAAAAAUUAGUGAUUUGUAUUUAAUUAACAAUGAAAAGGAAGGACUACAUUCCUUGUUACUAGCAAUAAUCAAAUCUAUUAUUUUUAUAUCAGAUAAGGAUAACCAACCUAUUGAAAAUGCUAUGAAUUCAUCCUUAGAAGUUGGAAUUAAAGAUAAAUUGCCAUCAAGCAGUGAAAAGCAUGUUCUGUUCGAAACUUUUGGAGAAAAAACUUCUAGAAUAAAAGAAUUGAGUGGAGCUUCAUCAUUGGAAUCUAGUUACUAUGAUCAACUUCAAUCCAUAAGAGACGAAAGAGAUAAAGAAAUACAAAAUUUGCGGCAUAAACUUGUGCAGGAGCUUGAACGUUUACAUCUACAAGAACAGACACUUCAUCAAGAAAUAGACCAGGAAAGAAGGGAAAUUAAAAAAGAAAGAGAUCUAUUGUUUAGUGAAAGAGAAAAGUUAAAAGUUGAUAAAGAUUUGUUUUUAAAAGAACAGGAAAAUAAACUUGAAAAGAAAAUCAGAGAGGUUGAAGACAUUCACAUUGCAAAAUUGCAUUCGAAGGACAAAGAAAUUGCAGGGUUGCAUAAUGAAUUAAAAGAAAGGGUAAAAAGACUAGAGCAUAUGGAGUUUGAAUUGUCUACUCAUAGAGAAGAAUUAGAUACUCUUAAACGGGAGCUUGAUGAUGCAAACAGAAUGUAUAAGUCUGUUCACGAAAAAUACAAUUCACUUUUAGAUGAGAAUACAAAUCUUGUGCGAAAAUUCGAAAGAAUGUCUGAUUAUAACAUAUUAAAAGAGGAACUUGUAGCCAAAGGAAGAGAUAUUUCCAAUUUGCAGCACGAAAUUGAAAAUCUUCACAGAACUGCAGAAAGGGAUAAAAAAGCUUAUAUUGAAACUGUAACUUCUCUAGAAUUGAAGUUGAAAGCAACUGAGCCAAAACUGCAGCAUUUACAAAAAGAGCUAAAUCAAAAAAAGAAUCUUUUAGAUAUGGAGGAAGCCAUGUGGCAAAAAGAAAAAGAAAAAUUGGAACAAGAUUCAUUAACAUCUCAAAGACAAUAUAAAACUGUUUUGCAAAGAAUAGAAGAACAGAAACAAGAUAUCCAUGAUCUACAUCAAACUAUACAUAUACUUCAUUAUCAACUUACAAGUGGAAAUAUAAACCAGUCAACAAAAUUGGAAAUACACGAUCCUUUGAGGACUAUUCCAAAAACUCCUUUCCUACCAUCAAGAAAUAAACAGAUUCUUAUAUCAAACAAAAAUAACCCCUCCACUAUAUCACAACAUUACAGAGAAAAGGCCUUAGAUUUCACUUCUGACUAUAAAAGCAGACUGAACAAAUUACAACAAGAAAUGAAUGAAGACUUUGAAAAAUAUUCAGUAAUAUAUCACACUUCUUUUGACGCUAAACUGCCAAAUAUUAAGCCUUCUCUGUCUCAAAAUUCUCCAGCAUUUACUCAUAACAUGAAAUUUCACCACCCAUCAUCUGCUAAAAAUAGUUCAUAUAUGCCACUUAGUUCCCCCUUUGAUGCUUCAAAGAGUUUGAUGGAAUUUGGGAAUUUAAACUUAAAGUAUGGAGGUGUUACAGUUCCUAGUUUUAUGAACAAAAAUAACUCAGGACGGUUAAGUGGAACUCUAACAUCAAGUCAAAACAUUUAUGACAGCACCAAAACAUUUAUUGCUGACAGUAAUGUGACCUCCACUGCACAUAAAAAAAUUUAUGAUGGUGUAUUCACAUCUCAAAGUGAGCAAACACUGAAAGCAUCUGAAGUUUUGAACCCGAGCUCUUCGAUAAACAAAAUGUAUGACAUGCAUGAAGAAUUUGAAAACUUUCAAAAUGCAUCUUUUUUACCUAGCAGAAAAGACCAAAACAUAUUUGAUACAAUAAAACCCAUUGAACAUUCCUCAAGUGAAAUAGCUAGAACUGCUUCAACUGGAUCAACAGAAAACAUGCCUAAAGAUAUUCCUGUCACGGGAAAUGUAGUUGAAAAUAGGGUAAGUUUCCCUGAUCAAACUGAUAUACCUUUUGAAAGAUCAGUUUUAUUACCUGUUACAUCAAAUAAGUUCUCUUUUCAAAACCUUCAGGAUACCAGCACAUCAAUUAUAUCUAGUAAUAGAAUUCCCAGAGAUACAAUAUCUAGCAAAACCGACCAAAAUAAGUUUGGCGUAAACAGAACCAAUGAAAGUACUUUGACUGAAAUAGUUAAAACUGUUUCAACUGGAUUAACAGAAAAUCUGUCUAAAGAUAUUUCCACCACAGAAACUGCAAUUGUGGAGAAUACAACAAAUUUUCCUAUUACAACUGAUAUACCUCUUCAAAGAUCAUUUCUAUUGCCCACUGCAACAAACAAACUUUCUUUUCAAAAUACUGAUAAUAUCGACACUAAGCAAUCAGUUGUAUCUGAUAAUGGAGACACUUCAAUAGCUCUAACUUCUUCGGGUCCAACUGCGUCUACUAAAACAGCACCAAUUGUUGUGGACCUUGAUGCGGCUUGGAAAAGGAAAACUUCUUUACCAAGUGUGAAUCCUCCUUUAUUAAAUAACUCAAAUCCACUGAUGUUUGCUAAAAAUAUUAGUCCUGUUGAGCUAAUUUCUAAAGGAGAAACGAAGCAUAGUAGCACUAUUUCAAACUAUCCAGAUUCCAAAUCUACCACAGCAAAAACAGAUACUGAAACUUCAGGCAAUAUGUCGUCGAGUACAGCUGUUCAAGAUACUAUAAAAAAUUCGGAGCAAUAUAAACAGUUAAAUAAAGCCCAACUUUCUCAAGCAGAAGCUAUUAAAGAGUUGGAAAAAGAGACAGAAUCACAAAACAACAACCAAUCAAUUGCUUUAAGUGAUGUUAGUGGUACUGAUGAAGAAAUAAAAGAGAAAAAGUCAUUUUAUAAGACUCAAAUGCAGAAUACAAUGAAACAGACUCCAGAGGAUUCUCUAAGCGAGUUAAGUGAAGUACAUUUGUCAUGUGGUAGUGAACAAGAGGAACAAAAAGAAGAAUCUGAUAACUGGUAAAGAGUGUUGACAAAUUGUAAAUAUUUUACAUUUUUAUUUAUUCUUACAUUCAUUUUUUUCCAUAAAAUACAAAUAUGUAUUUUAUUUUCAGGAAUAUAUUUUAUAUAUAAAAAAUUGUGAGUGCUUUAACUUAGUAAGACACCAAAUUUAAACAUCAAAACAUUUAUUUACUAUUUACAAAUAUUGUAAUAAAAUUACACUGCCACAAUAAUCAGUGCAUACUUUGGAACAUAUUAUUAUAUACAGAGAUAAGAAAUGCAUACGUACACAUCUGUGUAACACAAUAUUUCACAUUUAACACUUUUUUCUUUAUAACAGAAAGGAAACAAACUUCAUAAUUUGUGCAAAGUUCUCUUCCAUCGAGACUGAUCAAGAUAUGUUCCCAUCUUUAAUAUUAGAGUCAUUAUUAAUCGCACUGUUUAGAUGUUGCAGUGCUGACUGAAGUGCAGAGGACACAGUUAUUAACUGUCUUUGUCUUUCUUCUUCUAGAACCUACAACGAAAGUUUUUUUUAAUAUAUUGAUUACAUAAAAUACUAAUUGCUCCAUUAAAUUUCAAAAGAUAUUCUUAUGCACUUGCAUUAAACUCCCUUAAGUUUAAUUUCAUUCUUUAACUUUUUAUUUUAUAAGUGUUAAGAUAUUUUUAAAGGCAGCAGCUAUCAAACCUUUUGCUGAUAUUAAGUUUUUGUGAAAUUUUUAUUAGACUAAAAUUGCAGACAUUGGCUGUAAAAGUAGCUUACUCUUAUUGAAACUGAUUUUGGAUAGUGGGCCAAAAAGGCUAGUAUAUUCCAUGUUGGAAACUAACAAACCUAACCUAAAGUGAUAAUCAGGGUGAAUUUCAAAAUAAUUGUUUUAAAAAACCUGUUUCUUUGAUUUUGAAAGAUUUCACUAUCUUCUUACAAAAUAUAUAUGAUAUUUAUUUAAAGUAUCAGAAGUGAUUUAUGUUAACUUAAGAAAAAGACUAUAUGCACAUAGAAUAAAAUUGUAUAUAAUUUCUUUAAUAGUAAAUGAAAUAUUUUUUUUUUCCAUCUGCAUCUAAACGAAUACAUGUGGGCCUUAUUCUUACAUAUUGAAGGGGGAAAACACUCUAGUUUUGCAUUUUGUAAAUUCAUCAUCACAUUAAAGAAAAACAGUUAAUACUGAGAAAAAAAAUGACCAAAUAGGACUCUUCAAAAAUAUGUGUGUUUUGAUAUCUGAUUCUCUAAUUGUAAUAAAUAAUAUGGUAUUAAAAGCUGCGUGAAAAGCAAUAGCAAUAACUGUCAAAGUAAUAGUAAAAAGUAAAUAUUUUAAAACACAAUUCGAAUUUCUCAUAUUGUCUGAAUUUAUCGGAGGGAACUUUGAAAACAUGUGAAAUCAAAUCACCACAAGGAUGAUACUAUCAGCAUAAAUUGAGCAUGUCAAAAAUGUGAUUACUAGUGCUUUCACAUGUUAAAAUAUUGAAUGAAAAAUACCGGAAUUUUAAAAAAUGGA
Parasteatoda tepidariorum (common house spider) is the source of this 4930-nucleotide messenger RNA. RefSeq lists its product as uncharacterized. Gene Ontology annotation, cellular component: ciliary basal body; centrosome. Lineage: Eukaryota; Metazoa; Arthropoda; Arachnida; Araneae; Theridiidae. The record is from RefSeq and is a predicted model, not a curated record. Gene Ontology annotation, molecular function: protein binding. Gene Ontology annotation, biological process: epithelial cilium movement involved in determination of left/right asymmetry.